GCAGGGAUUCCAUCCGUGGCAAGGAAUUUGCUGUGAGGUCUGGCUGCCAUGGCAAGCCUGCUGCGUGUUGCUGCCAGUGGGUGCCUAGCUCCUGUCUUUGGCAAUGUGCUGUCACCAAAGGUGCACUCAGCAAAGGUGACGUGUUUGCGAAUGUUUAGAACCCACCAGGUCCUCAGGACUCAGGCAGCUCCAAAGCCAGGAGUUCCGUAUAAGCAGCUGACUGUAGGUGUCCCCAAGGAGAUAUUUGAGAAUGAGAAGAGAGUGGCUUUAUCACCAGCUGGAGUUCAGGCCUUGGUUAAACAAGGCUUCAAUGUUGUGGUGGAAUCUGGUGCUGGAGAAGCUUCAAAAUUUUCUGAUGAUCAUUACAGAGAAGUUGGAGCAAAGAUCCAGGGGACCAAGGAAGUUCUGUCUUCUGAUUUGAUUGUGAAAGUGAGAGCUCCUAUGUAUAACUCAGCUCUAGGUGCACACGAGGCAGAUCUUUUUAAAACAGCGGCUACCCUUAUUAGUUUUAUCUAUCCAGCACAAAAUCCAGACCUCCUGAAAAAACUUGCAGAAAAAAAAGCUACUGUCUUGGCUAUGGAUCAGGUUCCUCGGGUCACCAUUGCUCAGGGAUAUGAUGCACUUAGCUCCAUGGCCAACAUUGCUGGUUACAAGGCUGUGGUGUUGGCAGCAAAUCACUUUGGUCGAUUUUUCACUGGUCAAAUCACAGCUGCUGGUAAAGUUCCUCCAGCAAAGGUCUUGAUCAUCGGAGGAGGAGUUGCUGGCCUGGCUUCUGCAGGAGCAGCAAAAUCAAUGGGUGCUGUGGUUCGUGGAUUUGAUACUAGAGCUGCAGCUCUGGAACAGUUCAAGUCUCUUGGUGCUGAGCCUUUGGAAGUAGGCUUAAAGGAAUCUGGAGAGGGACAAGGAGGUUAUGCUAAAGAAAUGUCCAAAGAAUUUAUUGAAGCUGAAAUGAAACUCUUUGCCAAACAGUGCCAAGAUGUUGAUAUUAUCAUCACUACAGCACUUAUUCCAGGCAAAAAAGCUCCUGUCUUGUUUAAGAAAGAUAUGAUUGAAUCAAUGAAGGAAGGCUCAGUUGUUGUGGAUUUAGCUGCAGAAGCAGGGGGAAAUAUUGAGACUACAAAGCCUGGAGAAAUGUAUGUUCAUAAGGGUGUUACGCACAUUGGCUACACAGACCUGCCUAGCAGAAUGGCAACUCAGGCCAGUACUCUGUAUUCCAAUAAUAUUAUCAAACUCCUGAAGGCUAUUAGUCCUGACAAAGAGAACUUCUACUUUGAUCCAAAAGAUGAAUUUGAUUAUGGGACUCUGGAUCAUGUUAUCAGAGGAACUGUAGUUAUGAAGGAUGGCAAGGUGAUUUUCCCAGCACCUCCACCAAAUAACAUUCCUCAAGGAGCCCCUGUGAAGCAGAAGACUGUAGCAGAGCUGGAAGCGGAAAAAGCAGCUACUAUUACACCUUUUAGAAAAACUAUGACUAGUGCAUCUGUAUACACAGCAGGUUUAGCUGGUACAUUGGGACUAGGCAUUGUAGCACCUAAUACUGCUUUCACGCAAAUGGUGACAACGUUUGGGCUAGCUGGAAUAGUGGGGUACCAUACAGUAUGGGGUGUGACUCCUGCUCUGCACUCUCCACUCAUGUCUGUGACGAAUGCUAUCUCAGGUCUAACAGCAGUUGGUGGGCUGGUAUUGAUGGGUGGACACUACCUCCCUGAAAACACUUCUCAAACUCUAGCAGUGCUUUCAGCCUUCAUCUCUUCAGUCAAUAUUGCAGGUGGUUUUUUAGUUACACAGAGAAUGCUCGAUAUGUUCAAACGUCCCACAGAUCCUCCUGAGUACAACUACUUGUACCUUCUUCCUGGUGGUGUGUUUGUAGGAGGCUAUGCAGCUGCUCUCAGUGGUGGCUAUAAUAUUGAACAGGUGAUGUAUCUGGGCUCAGGAUUAUGCUGUGUUGGUGCCCUGGCUGGUCUGUCUACCCAAGGAACAGCUCGUCUUGGAAAUGCUUUGGGUAUGAUUGGUGUUGCAGGAGGUUUAGCAGCAACUCUUGGAAGCCUUAAUCCAUCACCUGAAUUGUUGGCACAGAUGUCAGGUGCAAUGGCACUUGGUGGUACCAUAGGUCUGACGAUCGCUAAACGCAUUCAGAUUACAGAUCUACCUCAGCUGGUAGCUGCUUUCCAUAGUUUGGUUGGUUUGGCUGCUGUGCUCACCUGUGUAGCAGAAUACAUGAUUGAAUUUCCUCACUUCGCUACUGAUCCAGCUGCAAACCUCACCAAGAUUGUGGCAUAUCUUGGCACAUACAUUGGUGGAGUGACUUUCAGUGGCUCCCUUGUUGCAUAUGGAAAACUGCAAGGUAUCCUGAACUCUGCACCUCUGCUCUUGCCGGGUCGACAUGCACUGAAUGCAGGAUUGCUAGCUGCCAGCAUUGGUGGAAUGGUUCCAUACAUGAUUGAUCCUAGUUACACUACGGGAAUUACUUGCCUGGGUUCUGUGUCAGCACUUUCAGCCAUAAUGGGUGUCACUUUAACAGCAGCUAUUGGAGGUGCUGACAUGCCUGUAGUUAUUACUGUCCUGAACAGUUAUUCUGGAUGGGCUUUGUGUGCUGAGGGCUUUCUGCUGAACAACAACUUGCUGACCAUUGUUGGUGCACUCAUUGGCUCCUCUGGGGCCAUCCUCUCUUACAUCAUGUGUGUGGUAAGAAGUCAACAGAAACUCUGCUUAUUUGCUGAGUAA
This is a messenger RNA of Acanthisitta chloris (rifleman), 2721 nucleotides long. RefSeq names its product nicotinamide nucleotide transhydrogenase (gene NNT). The coding region runs from base 49 to 2721 and encodes 890 amino acids. The record is from RefSeq and is a predicted model, not a curated record. Gene Ontology annotation, biological process: NADPH regeneration; proton transmembrane transport. Gene Ontology annotation, cellular component: mitochondrial inner membrane. Lineage: Eukaryota; Metazoa; Chordata; Aves; Passeriformes; Acanthisittidae. The transcript has 16 exons. Gene Ontology annotation, molecular function: NAD binding; NADP binding.